Molecule: messenger RNA, 525 nt
Organism: Serendipita indica DSM 11827
Lineage: Eukaryota; Fungi; Basidiomycota; Agaricomycetes; Sebacinales; Serendipitaceae
Source: the annotation of a GenBank genome assembly
AUGUCCACCAAGCCUGUCCGUACCACAACUCGCGCAAAAGAAAUCGAACGCCUGUAUGAGCUCUUUGAUAUCCCGAUGCGCGGUGACAACGUGAGCACGACUUCGAGUCAAGUCAGACGUGCAGUUCGACCUCCAUUUUCUACGCCCAACCUUGACUUUGACGAGGAAGAAUACCAGCAAUCCUUUGAAGAAGCAGAGUACAAACGUGGUGUGCCCAGUAUGCAGCUUGCAAUCAAGACUUAUGCGGAGAGCUGGGAUGCUCCAUUGCCGACCUUGACAGCGACGACAGCACGUAUCCAAAGUGUCGAAAGACCCAAAUUGUGUGCAUCCCGUGUGGAAUCUCUCAGCACGAGUAGCCUCCGUAUGAGAUACCCCCGAGACUCGUUUACGCCCCUCGUUCGUUUGCUCGUCGUGCAGAUUCCUGAAGCAGAUUCUGCCAAACGCCUCGUUGACUGGGUCUAUGAAACCAGGCAAGAAUAUGGACGUGUCGCUCAUUCUCAAUCAUCCAAGCCUUGGGUCGCCUAA